Messenger RNA from Trifolium pratense (red clover), 372 nucleotides. RefSeq names its product subtilisin-like protease SBT3.12. Lineage: Eukaryota; Viridiplantae; Streptophyta; Magnoliopsida; Fabales; Fabaceae. The record is from RefSeq and is a predicted model, not a curated record. The transcript is spliced from 2 exons. Bases 1 to 372 code for a protein of 123 amino acids.
AUGAUGAUGAUGCGUAUGUUCCUGAAGCCCUCUCAUACUCGGAAAUCUUUUAAUUACUUCGCCGCCGCUGCCAUGUCCUCUUCUGCUUCUUCUUUUUCCGGUUUCAAACCGCGUCCGACUCACGUGAUACGCUGCGGCAAAGAGAAGCCCCAGGACAAGGACCCUAAGGAUUUCUACAUCCGAACCCUCACCGCGGUCCUUGGUAGUGAGGAGGCUGCGAAGAAGUCUUAUAUCAAAGAUAUUGGUCACUAUUCUGGCUUCGUUGCUGCUGACCUCACUCCUGAACAGGCUCGUCAAAUUUCAAAGCAACCAUAUAUUUUUCUUGUUGAGGAGAAUAGAAUCAUGAGUCUCUACCGCAGGAUCCAGGUGUAA